Molecule: messenger RNA, 375 nt
Organism: Trypanosoma theileri
Lineage: Eukaryota; Euglenozoa; Kinetoplastea; Trypanosomatida; Trypanosomatidae
Exons: 1
Coding region: 1-375 (124 amino acids)
Source: RefSeq, a predicted model, not a curated record
AUGCUCCAUUCUUCAAGACGCGUGCCAUCUAUUUUAUCGUUUGUAUUUGUACCAUCUCUAGUUGUUGCUAGUCGCUCCUUUGUGCAGGGUGGACCGACACCUCCAAAGCUGCAAGAAGGCAUUGAGCCUAUGAAGAAACUCCGCUCACACCGUGCUGAGAUGGAUGCACGCUUUGCAGAGGAACAACGUGCAGAGCGUGAGUUCUACGCACGUACACCGCACAUCCCCGCACCGCUGCCGCAGAAUAGUCAUGAAAAGGGAAAGUAUGGUAUGCGAAGACGUAUUAAGGUGCAACGAGAGGAUAAUACCAUAGACCUCCAUGCGUUAAAUGAGGCAGUGGAAACUGGAAACCAUGCAAUGCGCAAAGGAUUAUAA